Molecule: messenger RNA, 1448 nt
Organism: Zymoseptoria tritici IPO323
Lineage: Eukaryota; Fungi; Ascomycota; Dothideomycetes; Mycosphaerellales; Mycosphaerellaceae
Exons: 1
Coding region: 324-1448 (374 amino acids)
Molecular function (GO): carbon-sulfur lyase activity
Source: RefSeq, a predicted model, not a curated record
GGUAGGUGGCGGCAUUGAAGAUAUAUGGCGUGUGAGAAGACUGCGAUGGAUGUUUGUUGAUGGUCGUUGACAGCGAGCUAAUCGGCGUGGUACUGGAGUCAGUCUUAGCAUCGAGCGUGACUGCUUCAAGAAUGCAGUCAUGGCGAAUGUAGGGACUACGACCGGGCAAAGUCCUUGCUCAGUCUCGCGUUGGCAUACUGGAAGCACGCCUUGUGAGGUGACUACCGCUGUACAUCAGCGGGGUCGAGCUGUCGAGAGACCCCCCCUCUUCGAAAGAGCUUUCGCCAGGACGCAAGGAUGACCAUGCCCAUCAAGGUACUGCUAUGGCCUCCAAACAGCGAACCGUCAGAGCCGCAUGUCUUUGCGGAAACGGCAAGCACGACCUCACUCUUUCUAGCACCGACUUUCCUCUGCCACUGAGCAUAUGCCAUUGCGCAUCAUGUCGACACAUGACCGGACAGCUAUGUCUGACAUCAGCUCGCCUUCCUUUGACAUAUGCGCCAGAAUCGACCCUCCUGAGUCGCCUUCAGAAGUACGACUUCUCCGAGAACAUAUCCCAUUACUUCUGCCCUUCUUGUGGCACCAAUAUCCUAUGCCGGACCACAGACCGCGAGAAUGGAACGAACCCUUGGAUGAUCGCUGUGGGUACUCUCGAAGAAGGCGAUACUUCAGUCUUCGAGGUCGCAAGACACAUCUUCGUAGGUGACACCGGUGAUGGAGGAAUGGCCGACUUCCUCACGAGCGUGAACGGCAAGCACAUUCCACGCUACGCGAAUCAUCCAGGAAGUGAACAAUUGCCUCUCUACAGGACUCAUCCCAACCGGCGUACUCAAGCCUCCGCCUCACCUGAUGACAAACUCCACGGCUACUGCCACUGUCGCGGAGUACAGUCCUACAUCUCACGUCCCUCAACACGCUCAGCAUGGGCAAAGAUCGCGCACGAGACAGGCUCCUACCCAACUGACCAACCACUCCCGCUCCAGCGCGAGACCUUCUGGCUCCGCGCCGACAGCACCAAGUUUCGCGCCGCCGUCUGUCCCUGCGACUCCCGCCGGCUCGCGGCCAACGGGAAUGCAUUCGCACAGUGGGCUUACAUUCCCACUGUCGACAUGUCGCUGGAUGCCGAGGGCAAAAUUCCCAUGCCAAAAUCACUGCGCUGGGGUACGUUGAAGACCUGCCGAACAUCGGAGCGAGCGUCGCAGCAUUUCUGCGGCAGGUGUGGAGCGGUGGUGUUCUGGAACACCGUUGCAAGGCCGCAUUUGAAGGACUUUGGGGUGGGUCUAUUUAAAGGUGCUGAUGGGGCGAGGUGCGAGGGUUGGUUUGAGUGGAGGACCAAGGAGAUGAGGCAUAGGGCGGAUGGGCUGAGAAGGGCGAAGGAGUUGACGUUGGCGGUGGAGGAGGGGUUGAGAGAGUACGGAAAGCGUCUUCGGACGGCAGCAAAGCUUUGA